AUGUCUAUCGACUAUCCAAGACCUUGCAACGAUGGGUCAACUGACUUUAAAACGCAGCGUACCGAACAAUCUGAAUUCGAUUUUAAUGGCAUACCAAUUGGUUUCAGCACUGUAGGUAAUAUAAACUACAACCCUAACCAAAAUUCCAAUAUUCCACGUCAUGAUGAUGGAAAAUUUGUUUUGGAUACAUCUGCAAAUGAAACUUUGAAAAUCAAGGUAACGCCAUCGGAUGGCAAAAAAACAGUUGUUCAAAUUAUCAAACGCGAUGAUAGCUCUGUAUUGGAAUGUAACACAUUGCAGAUAGGCGCCGUUGUAAAGAACAACGAUGAUAUACCGGAUAAUUAUGAAGGAGAUGGAAAAUUUCACUUGUAUAAGCAUCUUAUAAACAAGGACAAACCAUUCCGCCGUUCAUUUAGUCCCAGUAACAGAGUUUCCUCUCAAUCAUCACUCGAUGACUAUCACUCACGAUUAAUCAAGAAAGCUUCCACUUACUCGAAAUCUUCAAACUGCGAGUGUUGUUUAACAAGCAGUGCAGUUAAUGAACAUACUUCGGACCCUUCUUGUGUAAAUGUUUCAAACCAACCUCCUUUAUUAUCACAUGAAAUAGAAAAGUUAUAUGCAACCCAAUCUAUAUCCAACAACGCUAGUUUCAAGAUAUUAUAUAAUAAACCAUAUGCGGCAUCUGAAUUCGAUGAUUCUUAUUUGAUUAACAAAGCAGAAUCACAUGUUCCUGAGGAUAAUUCGUUGAUUAAGUGUGUCAAAUCGGUAAUUAGUGAUGCGGCUAAGGCUUUGCAAUGCUUUAUGUGCGGGGAAGCAUUUAGCACUUGUGGAACAAAUAUUAUAAAUGCUUUCACCACAUGUAGUGUCUGUUCAAUGCAUAAAAAGACCAAACUCAAACCAGUUGAAAUUUGUCCUAGCUGUAGAAGUGACAACAGUUUUGCUGAUAAAAUUGUACCAACUGUAUCCAAUCAUUAUGAAGUUUUGGGACCUAACAUUUAUCGUAUAUGUAAUUCGCCUUCUGAAUCUAGCAUUUUAUCAUCAGACUAUCAGUUAGUUCCGUUUAAACUUAAGGAGUCAAUGGAGUCAGAUUUUACGUCUAUCAAUGAACAAAUUUUAAUACCAAGUACGAGCACCUCUAUUGACAACAAACUGAUUCCUGUGGUCAAUUGGUACUCGCCCUCUAAAUACUUAUCAUAUUGUACUUGUUUACAUAAGUCUCAGGAUAAUGGCCAAUCUAUCAAUCCAUUGGAUGGGUCAUUGCAAAACAUAGAUGCAUUGAAUAAAUCGGGAUCCUAUCCUCUCAGUAAUCCAAUAACGCCAAUUCCCCAUCAAUCACCAUCGAACAACUUUUUAUCACCGAUUCACACUUGUCACUCUCCAACUUCUACAUCUGGUUUCAUGGCUGAGGCUAUAUCAAUGCAGCAAAGCAUAUCCCCUUCCACAACUAGAACGCAUUUGUCGAAAGUGGAUCCGCAACUGAUAAAGGAUUCGUUAAAACAUGGAUCUGCGGCUAAAGUCACUAAAAACAUUGUAAAAGGAAUUAUAGAAACACAGCAGUGCAAGUUUGAUAAUUCUCAGCAUAUUUCCUUUAACAAAAUUGUUAAGUAUCCACAUGUGUUGUUGACAAUUGAUAACAUACGUAAUGUUGAACACAUAGACCGAGUUUUGAUUACUUCUGGAAAUUUUGUUCUUAACUAUAAAGAUUUAUGUAUUAAAGGAUUACGGAUACCUACGGUUAAGCUGGAUCAGAAUUACAUUAAAGUAGUAUUUGAAAUAUCACCAUCAACUACUGCAGCAUCUAGAUUGCUAAUACAUUGCGGUAUUGCGCAAAAGAAGAAGUUUUAUUAUGUAGAUCUUCCUCUGGAUCUAACUGAUCCCGCUGAAAUCUCUGGAGAUAUCAAUCUCUCUCUACAUGGUUCCACUGACACUAACGAAUUAGAUGAGUGUAAUAAGCCCAAACUCACUUAUAAGAUUAGGAAAUUUAUACAAGGUCUCUAUUAUAUGACUUCACUACCUUCACUACAAUCAAAAUUUCAAUAUGUUUCUCUCUAUGGAGACCAAUUGGAUGAACUUGUUGCAUCAAUUGUAAACAACAUACCAUCUUGCUUGUGUAGUAACAUUUCCAAGCAAAUGGACGGAUCUUCUUAUUCAUACGUCAUCAAUGGUAUACCUAGCAAACUUAAAUUUGCCGGAGAUAUUUUUGUUCAGAAUGAUUACUACCAGGGAAAGCUCACAAAUUAUCUCCAACAAUCUAAAUCUCAAAUUAUCAGCACUCCAAUGUCCUAUGAUGUUUGCUCCGUUCCCUUAUUUGAACUGCCAUUAUUUGUAAAUUUGUUGCAAAACGUUUUUGCUGAGUGGACUAAAUUUGUUAUGCCAGCCAAAAACAUUCUAUUCCAUGCUGAGUUAAUUACUGCGCUCAAAGCUCAUGCAACUGCUAUGAUUGAAGAACUUUUGAUCAGGCUGAUUGAGUAUUUGGACGGUCCAAUUCUUCGUCCAAAUUUUAAUAAAUAUUUAGCGCCUCCUCUCAUCCAUUAUGAUGAAGAUACCCUUGAUAUAGAUAACAAUAAUAACAAAGGUUUGUUUAGUUACUUGUGGCAUGUGGACUCGUGCAAGAGUUUGGUGGGGAAUAUAAAGUUAGUAUGCAGGGUUGAUCCUCCUGUCAUCAAAGAUGGACGCAAGAUGGACAGCGAAGAUAUUCCCCAAAUUGCGCUGGUGGAAUUAUCGGACGUGUAUAAUACAGCAGAUGGACUGAGGAUAGUUAAUAAUGUCAUUGAAAUGGAGGUGCAGAGGAUAUUAUCGUUGAAAAAUGGACAUAAUGACUUUAUUGCGUCAAUUGAAGUAGAAAUUAAGCGACUCAUGCAUUAA
Molecule: messenger RNA, 2865 nt
Organism: Babesia microti strain RI
Lineage: Eukaryota; Apicomplexa; Aconoidasida; Piroplasmida; Babesiidae
Exons: 1
Coding region: 1-2865 (954 amino acids)
Source: RefSeq, a predicted model, not a curated record